Molecule: messenger RNA, 588 nt
Organism: Pimephales promelas (fathead minnow)
Lineage: Eukaryota; Metazoa; Chordata; Actinopteri; Cypriniformes; Leuciscidae
Product: histone H4
Cellular component (GO): nucleosome
Molecular function (GO): structural constituent of chromatin; DNA binding; protein heterodimerization activity
Source: RefSeq, a predicted model, not a curated record
UCGUCGAUUGAAACUCUCAGUGUUGAACAUGUCUGGUAGAGGCAAAGGCGGUAAGGGACUCGGGAAAGGAGGCGCUAAGCGUCACCGUAAAGUUUUGCGCGAUAACAUCCAGGGAAUCACGAAACCCGCCAUUCGUCGUCUGGCUCGCCGCGGAGGUGUCAAGCGCAUCUCCGGUCUGAUCUAUGAGGAGACCCGCGGAGUGUUGAAGGUGUUUCUGGAGAACGUGAUCCGCGAUGCCGUCACCUACACCGAGCACGCCAAGAGAAAGACCGUCACCGCCAUGGAUGUUGUGUACGCGCUGAAGAGACAGGGACGCACCCUGUACGGCUUCGGGGGAUAAACGCCUGAAACCAGGACAAACCACACAAACCCAAAGGCUCUUUUAAGAGCCACACACUCUAACACAUAAAGAGUUAAUGCUUCAUGUCAAGUCAAAGUUUCAGAACUCGUAAAUGUUUCACAGUAAGUUAAUGGGUCUAGAAUAUCGAUACCUUUUUCUACUUUAAAUGUAAUAAAUACUCAAUUAAACCUUUUUGUUUUACACAAUAAUCCUUUCCACAAACGCUUUUCCACAAAAUCAACAAGAAA